Messenger RNA from Pseudoliparis swirei, 2365 nucleotides. Its product is annotated as beta-taxilin-like. The transcript has 11 exons. The record is from RefSeq and is a predicted model, not a curated record. The coding region runs from base 95 to 2065 and encodes 656 amino acids. Gene Ontology annotation, molecular function: syntaxin binding. NCBI's taxonomy places the organism in Eukaryota, Metazoa, Chordata, Actinopteri, Perciformes, Liparidae.
GCCCUCCUCCUCUUCCUCCUCCUCCUCCUCCUCUCUCCUUCCUCUGCCUCUCGUGUCUCUUCUUCACCUCCUCUCCUCUGAACCCGCUCUGAGGAUGGAGACGCCGCUGACAGCAGCUGAGGGGCCGACGCCCCCCCGGCCGGACGGCGCCGCCAGGACCCCCGAGGGGGAGGCUCCUCCCUCCCCUCCCCCCUCCCCCUGCUCCCCCUCCUCCUCCGACCCCAUGGAGGCGUUCAGGAGACGGCUGGAGGACAUCAUCAGAACCCACGGCUCUGAUGAUGUCCUGCUGGACGAGCAGACGGAGGCCGAGGCGGAGAAGGUGAAGAAGGAGCCGAUGGAGGACAUCCCCGUUGCCAUAGAGACCGAGGUCUGCCUGGUGAUGAAGAGCCUGAAGAAGAUGUCCUCCCCGGAGAAGAAGCUGGAAGACGUGGUCAGGAGAUACGCGGAGGUGACGGCCCUGCGGCGGGGCGAUGACCGGAAGUUGUCCGCGCUGCAGCACCGGAUGUUCGCCCUGCAGGAGGAGCGGCAGCAGCUGCAGCGCGAGAGCCGCAGCGGCGGCGCCGCGCGCCGCGCGCUGGAGGCGCUGUGCCGCGAGCUGCAGGCCCACUGCGGCGCGCUGAGGGACGAGGGCCGGCAGCGCCGCCAGGAGGACGCGGCCCAGAGGGCGGACGUCAGCGGCCACUUCCAGAGCAUGCUCAGCGACAUCCAGCAGCAGAUCGAGCAGCACAGCACGCGCAACGACCGGCUGUGCCUGGAGAACAGCAGCCUGACAGACAAGCUGGAGGGCCUCAUGACGCAGUGCGAGACCCGCGAGGAGAGUUUGGAGAAGAUCAACAAGCAGCGCGAGCUGCAGCAGCAGCUGACCGAGGCCCGGCUGCUGCAGGCCCGAGCGCUGCUGAGCGACGCCGAGGACAAGCACCACAGGGAGAAGGAAUACUUGCUCAGGGAGGCGAUUGACAAAACAAAGAAAUGCUUCGCUAUGAAGGAGCAGGAGCUGACCAUGAAGAAGAAGCUCAGCCUCUACGCCCAGAAGUUUGACGAGUUCCAGGCGACGCUAGCCAAGAGCAACGAGAUCUACGUCCGCUUCAAGAAGGAGAUGGACAACAUGUCAGUGAAGAUGAAGAAGAUGGAGAAAGAGUCGACUCUGUGGAGGACGAGGUUCGAGAACUGCAACAAGGCUCUGACGGACAUGAUGGAGGAGAGAACCGAGAAGAGCCGAGAGUACGACGUGUUCGUGCUGAAGAUCCAGAAGCUGGAGCGGCUGUGCCAGGCGCUGCAGAGCGAGCGGGUCAUCCUCUACGACAAGAUCAAGGAGGUCCGCGUGGCCAACUCCAACAUCACAUCCAGGGUCCUGGGCGGCUCCGGAGCCCGGGAGACGUCCGAGCCCGAGGGCGCCGCCCCCCCGCUGACCCCCGUGCAGACGCAGGACAUCCUGGAGUUCCAGGAGCUCCAGGAUGUCCAGAAGCUCCAGGAGAUCCAGAAGGAGGACCCGGUCCUAACGGAGGGCAUGUCCCGCCUGAGGGAGGAGCAGGCCAAGCUGCUGGAGAUCGCCGCCUCCCUGAUGGCCAGCGACGCUCAGGACGGCGGUGACGACGAAGAGGACCGCGAAGAGGACCCCGAAGAGGACCCCGAAGAGGACCCGGUGUCCUCGGCGUUCGGCCAGUUCAAAAGCAGAGCUCCGGUCGAGUCGGUUCCCCCACAGGAGGGUCCAGAGCCAGUGGAGGUCUCUUUGGUACCAACAGAUGGCGUAAAGGUUCCGGCCCGGCAGGAAGAGGUUCCACCGGUCCAACGGGAGGAGGCCCAGAGACCUGCCGCCCCCCCCACGAGACCGGAGGGACGGCCGGGCCGCCCGGAGACCCCGGGCGAGGCCGGCCCGGCGGUCCCGGUGGAAGUCGGGAAGGUCCCGGCAGAACCAGAAGAAGCACCGAUCGAGUCAGAAUCGGCUCCAGCGGCCGCCAGCGCACCGGAAACGAGCGCCGCUUCAAACGCCGCUUCAAACGCCGAGUCCUCCAAGAAGCAAGCACCGAAGAAAAAGAAGAAGAGGAACGGCAAGAGUGCUAGCUAAAGUUUAGGACGGUGUGUGUGUGUUGAUAUGUGGGUAUAGUGUGUGUGUGUGUGUCGAUGAAGACCUGCGCUGCCUUCUUCACAGUUAAACUCUUGAGUUUAUUCGUGUCUUUGGCUCCUUUUCUCGUGAGUCGUUCCCAGACGCGUGUCGACAGGUUGACGUGUGAAAGCAUCAAAGGAGCCUUGAGUUCACCUGAAGCUGAGGAAAUGAAAGGUGUCAAAAAGUGCCCCAAAGAGUCGAUGAAUGCCAGUGAAGCGUCACAGCAGCUCAAUAAAGUCAUUUCCUGAGCAUUUUAACCAG